AUGGAGAAGAAAGGAACGAUUCUGAUGCAAAAGUAUGAGCUCGGACGCUUGCUCGGACAAGGCACAUUCGCUAAGGUUUACCACGCCAGAAGCCUGAGCUCCGGCGAAAGCGUGGCCAUCAAAGUCAUCGACAAAGAAAAGGUGAACAACAACGGCUUGAUGGACCAAAUCAAGCGAGAAAUCGCCGUAAUGCGGCUGGUGAAACACCCCCACAUCGUAAACCUUCACGAAGUUAUGGCCAGCAAGAGCAAGAUCUACUUCGCCAUGGAGUACGUCAAAGGCGGCGAGCUUUUCGACAAGGUGGCGAAAGGAAGGCUCCGGGAGGACUUGGCGCGGAAGUACUUCCAGCAGCUGAUCGGGGCCGUCGAUUAUUGCCACAGUCGCGGCGUCUACCACCGCGAUUUAAAGCCCGAGAAUCUGCUUCUCGACGGGAAUGGUGAUCUCAAGGUGUCGGAUUUCGGGUUGAGUGCUUUGCAGGAUUCAAGACGGCAGGACGGGCUUCUCCACACGACGUGCGGGACCCCGGCGUACGUCGCUCCGGAGGUGAUCCACCAGAAGGGUUAUGAUGGGGCCAGGGCGGAUAUCUGGUCUUGUGGGGUGAUUCUGUUUGUGUUAAUGGCGGGGUAUCUUCCUUUCAGUGAGCAGAAACUGAUGGACUUGUAUAGGAAGAUUUUCAAGGGGGAAUUCCGGUCUCCGCAGUGGUUUGCUUUGGAGGUUCGGAAGCUUCUUUCGAGGAUUCUCGACCCGAAUCCGAGCAAAAGAAUUAGCAUUGCCAAGAUUAUGGAGAACAGGUGGGUGAAGAAGGGUUUUAAGCAUUUUGGUCAAGCUCAAUUACCCUCUAAUUCCAAUGACAAGACGUCGAUGAAUUCAGGGGUAGUAGAAGAAAUGACAAAGGCAGAUCCUCCUCUUCCUAUGAUCAAGACUAGUUAUUUCAACGCGUUUGACAUAAUAUCUCUUUCGCCGGGGUUUGAUCUCUCCGGCUUGUUCGAGAAGGAUAAUCUGAUUCCAAGGCUGCCUGCGAGGUUCACCAGCAAUAAGCCCGCCUCGGCAAUUAUCUCCAAGUUCGAGGAAAUCGCGGCGACGGAGAGGUUUAAGCUUGAGAGGAAAGAUGGAACGGUUAAGUUGCAUGGGAGAAGGGAAGGGAGGAAAGGGCAGCUCGGGAUAGAUGCCGAUAUUUUCGAGGUAACGCCGUCGUUUCAUGUUGUGGAGCUGAGGAAAACGGCCGGUGAUACGUUGGAGUAUAUGGAAUUUUAUGACCAUGGCUUGAAGCCUUCUCUUAAGGACAUAGUUUGGACUUGGCAAGGUUGUGCAGUCGAGGGUCAGCAAGAAUAA
Molecule: messenger RNA, 1332 nt
Organism: Morus notabilis
Lineage: Eukaryota; Viridiplantae; Streptophyta; Magnoliopsida; Rosales; Moraceae
Product: CBL-interacting serine/threonine-protein kinase 20
Exons: 2
Coding region: 1-1332 (443 amino acids)
Biological process (GO): signal transduction; protein phosphorylation
Molecular function (GO): ATP binding; protein kinase activity
Source: RefSeq, a predicted model, not a curated record